AUGCAUGGGCUGUGCAAGGAGGGGGAGAACUGUCGCUACUCCCACGACCUCUCGGGCCGGCAGCUGGCCAGGGAGGGCCGCGGCUCGCCGCCUCGGGCCUCUCCCGACAGAGGCCCCAGCACGGCUGCGCACAACGAGCCCCUGCCUCAGCAAGCGGCGGAAGCCCCCCCUGCUGCGUCCUCAUGCUCCUUGCCUCUGAUUGGCUCGGCUGCUGAAAGGGGUUUCUUUGAAGCCGAGACAGACAAUGCCGGCCUUGAGGCUGCUGGAGGAGCAGGUGCAGAAGGCUGGGAGGGUGCCAUUGAGUUUGUUCCCGGGCAACCCUACCGGGGCCGCAAGGCCCCUUAUAUUCCCGAAGCUCCUGUCCAGAGCUGGUUGACUGAGCGGGAGCAGGUUGCUGUGGGCAUGGGGGAGCAGCUUUGCCGCGAUGCUGCCAUGGGGCAAUGCUUUCGUGGGGAGAGCUGUGUGUAUCUCCACGGAGAGAUAUGCGAUAUGUGCGGGCUUCAGGUCUUGCACCCCGUGAAUGCUGUCCAAAGGGCAGAGCAUAUAAAGGCCUGCAUUGAAGUACACGAGAAGGAUAUGGAACUCUCUUUUGCUGUGCAGCGUAGUAUCGACAAAGUGUGUGGCAUCUGCAUGGAGGUUAUCUUUGAGAGGGCUAAAUCCGCUGACUGCCGCUUUGGCAUCCUCUCCAACUGCAACCACACCUUCUGUCUUAAGUGUAUCCGCAGGUGGAGGACUGCCAAACAGUUUGAGAACAGGAUCAUCAAGUCCUGCCCUCAGUGCAGGGUCACCUCCAAUUUUGUCAUUCCCAGUGAGUUCUGGGUGGAGGAGGAGGAUGAAAAGCAGAAACUUAUUCAGCAGUACAAGGAGGCUAUGAGAAACAAGACCUGCAGGUAUUUUUCUGUAGGCAGGCGUUGCUGCCCAUUUGGAGAGAAGUGUUUUUACAAGCAUGCAGAGCCUGAGGGCCAGGGAGAGGAGCCUCAUGCAGAGCCUGAGGGCCAGGAGCCUCCUCAUGCUCCUGAGGAGCCUCAGAGGCAGAGUGCUGGGGCAGCCAACACUCAAAGCAGCCAACGUUUGGAGCCUGUGCAGGUGGGAGAGGGCAACAUGCCCUUUAAGAGCAGUAAAAAAGAGCUUGUCAUGCUUCUGCUGGCCAGUCUGUUGUUCCACUGUUUUCUUUCACUGGGAGGUAAUGAGCUCUGCUUCUCAGAAUCAAUAGGACUUGCUUCAUAAUGAGCGGGAGGAAUCUUUCCAUUUGGUCUGUAGCAUUGCUGUGGCAUGUGGUCUGGUGUGCUGUGUGCUGAGGCUGUGUCAUCUGCUAGCGCCUGUUUUCUCUUCAUAGACACAUCCAUCACUUACAGGGGCUGUUGGAACCAUUCCAUCUCUGUUUUCUUGCCCGUGCCCAUUUCUUUCCUCCUAGGAUCAUGGUGUUUCACUGUGUUCACAAAAAGUCCUUAAAGUUAUUGUUUGGUGAAAUGAAUAUUGCUGUCAGUUUAUGGUUUAUUUUGUCGUCUCUGUUUUCAACAGGAUUGAUUCAGUUCUAGUCUAAUGUUUACAGAAUUUCCACUCAUUUUGAAGUCCCUCAAGAAUAAAUGUGACAGGGUGAAGGGAGAAGUCUUACUGAACAAGGAGUUUUUUGCUACUACAGCCUUAAGAAAUGGACCCUCUGGGGGGCUUUUGUGGCACAGCUGCUCAUCUCUGUUGUUUACAUGUCUGUUCUUCCCCUCAUGCCCUUUGCAAGUGCACUUUUUAACUUGUUACCUUGUGGUUUCUGUUUUACUUGACCAGAACCAGGUGUGUAUGUUUACAUGUUUUUAUCCUGUUUACCUUGAUGUGAAAGUAUUUAUAUUGGAAAUAUAUAUUGAAGGAUUAUAGAUAUAUAGAUAUAUACGUAUGCAUGUGUAUAAUAGUUAUGCAUUUGAAGAGAGAAAGAUAAACACCAUAAUAUUUGUUAUGUGAUAAAAUAAAUACAGACUUGGAAGCUGAAGGUUAAAGACUAAUAGGAUUUGCUGUUGUGUAUGUGUCUUUCUGUUCUUUAAUAGACUUCAGUAAUUAACAUCUAAUGAAAAUAAUGAUUCAAGUGACUUUGGACAAAGGUGGCAGGCGCAGAUCUUAAAGAACUUCCAAAAUUCGAUGUUGGUAACUCCAUUGAUGUCAUCCAUGGCUUACUUCACUAUUAUAAAUACAGAAAUGUGUAUUUCCCUGCAGUUUCACACCAUCUCGUUGCUCCUUGUAACGCACAAUGAUGAACCCAGAUACAGAGUUCUUUGUAUUCAAUAUUUUGUGUUAAUUCCAAACAAGAGGCUUUAGGCAAAAGUCUGUAGCAAGUAGCAGGAAUAUAAAAAGGAAAAUAGAAUAAUAAAAAUGUUGAAACCAAUCAGAAUACAAGAAUAGAAAGAUAAAUGGAAUACAAAAAGGAAUAAAACCUAAAAUCACUAGUAUUACAGGAAGUUCAUAACACAAGUAUACCAUAGGGUAAAUGAAAAUAGUUUUAAAAAGACUUGAUUAAAAUUAAACUUAUGCUAUAUGUUGUUUAAAUACUCACCUAUUUUGUUAGAAUACAUAAACAUUAAAAGUAAUUGGAUGGAAAAUUUAAACUGAUGUGCUAUGACUUUCUUGCUGAAGAGGAAUUAAGGAUGAUAUAUAAACAUCAAAUUGUAACAUACCAGAAAGGCAAAUUCUUCAAUUUUGUACUAAUUUAGUAAUGUAACACCUAUGCAAAUAAAUAACUGAUAAAAAUAGAAAAAUCAAAAUCUCAGUGGACAAUUUUAAUUAUAUCUUUUCAGUAACUGAAGAAGUAAAAGAAAAAAAAAAGCAUGUGAGAGUUGAAUAGCACAAUUUUAACAUUUACUUAAUUCGCCUGUGUCCCAUGCUGUGUGCAUCUACUGCAAAAGCCCUCUUUGGCUAAAAUAGCUGAAAAAAUACGGGGUGGUAAGUCCCAAGACCACCCUGACUGUACAGCAAAGACAGGGCCCAUUUACUUAGCUCACAUCAUAUACUGAGCUCUCUUCAAAGUGCUAAUAUAACUCCCAGAACCCACUAUAUGAGUCUCUGGUUUCUCUUUUGCAAUUUCAAUUACCAUUGGGGUCAACCACGAUCCAAAAGUAUUUAAUACAGUAAGAUACUUUGAGAGAGAGGGAGAAAGCACAUUUGCACUACUUUUAAUACCAUAUGCUCUUACAUUGUUCUAUUUUAUUAUUAGUUACUGUUGUCGAUCUCUCACUGGGCUUAAUUUAUAAAUUAAACUUUACUAUAGGUAUGUAUAGCAGAAUGCAUAGUAUUUAGUCCAGUGCUAUCCAGGGCAUCCACUGGAGGUCCUAGAACAUAUCCCACAGAAAAGGGGAGACUACUGUAUUUGCUGUAAUUUUCUCAUCAUCCUGAUGAGGCCUAUAAGGUAGAGAGAUUCACUUACUUGCACAUUAUAAACAUAAGCCAUAGUUACAAAUUAGUGGAAUAGCAAAUGGAACUCAGGUAGUCUAUUUUCAGAGAGCUUGCACUUAUUUGCUGCCCUAGUUUACAUAUAUGACAAGGGUGAGGUAGACCAAUUGGAUAUAGCUACUGGACACAUGUACAAUCAUUUAGUAUGGAUGUUCCAGCCAGGAAGUGCAGAGAUGGGUAUAAAUAAGCUCCUACAGUAUGUGGGAAUGGCAGCUUCUUAUCUGUGGGCUGCUGGAUGAAUUAUAUUUUAGUCUACUGCUUAAAAUGUCCCUCAGAUCCCCAUAUUUUUAUACUGCUGUUCCCUACAUAGGUGAUUCCCAUUGUCUGGGUAAGCACACCAGACUUUUCCAUUGGUUUUUUUGCCAUAUUCCUUUCUUAUUUUUUUUUAAUUUUUUGAAGAUUUAUUUAUUUAUACAAGAACUGGGGUACAGGCCAGAUUCGCGGGAGGGUAAGAGAAUUCACCAGAGACAGAGUAGGGAACAGAACAGGCAGACUGCCGAAAUACACUGCUGACAGGAGAGGUCUGCCGCAACAUGUGGGACCCUAGCCGGCCGGGAUCGAACCGGUGCUGCAGAGGCUGCAGAAAGCCUCACAGCGCUACGCUUAACUGCCUGCACCACCAGGGGAGGCCCUAUUCCUUUCUUCUUGAUUCCUCUUAUCCAAAAAACUCACCAUUCAGCAGAUCCUGGAUCUCUGCCUAUUUCUGGCAGGGUGAGUGAUUACAAGUGAAAUGCAAACAUGUCACCUUCCUUGAGGCCACUUUGGACAUGCAGGGGAAAGUGGACUUAAAUGACCUAACCAGAGAACAAGACAAAUUGUGGCACUCUCAAAGACUUUGUUGACUGCAGAGACAAAAUCAAGCUCUGAGGUAUGGAUCACCUGUGCAGGAGGGGUUUCCAAGCCAUGCCUGAAAAGCUUUGAAAACUCUCCUAGUUUACAUUUUCCAGCUUUGUGAGAUAUUACGUCUUUUAUUGAUCCAGACAACAACAAAAUCCUACAUAAUCAGAAGUGAUAGUGGGACAAGGUUUGGUAGAAGACAAACGGUUUGUGGAACAAAGAAUAAUUAGAAUCAUGAUUCUGCUUCUUACCAGGCAUAGACUCUGGAGCAAGUUACUUAAAUUUUCUGUCCCUCAGUUUCUUCAUAUGAGAAAUGGGUACAAUAGCACAUAGGAUUGUUGUGAGGAUCAAAUACAAUCAGGACAAUGAACUUGAAACAUAGGUAGUAUUUUUAAGGUGGCAUGUACAAAGGUCAGAUUUGUACAUUUGUGGACACGAGACAAACUUGUACAAGAGUAAAAUUCUACCAAAUUUUUCUCUUUGGGAAUCUUGGGGUUGUGAAGAUGACAUUAUUGUUUUGUGAUUAUUUUCAUAGGGCAUAUUACCUUUCUGUUCAUAAUUUCCAAAUGGCCAAGUGUUUUUUCCCACAAAAUCAUUCACUAAAACUAAAAAUAUACUAUUGAAUUCCUGAAAAUAUAGUAAACAAGAAAACUUAUGAUUUUUCUUUACUUGUGACAGAUGCCAAAAUGAGGGAUAAGAUGAUUUCUUUUUAAUUAGGAUUCCCUGUUCCCUCAUCAGUUCAUCAAGAAAGAGGUCAACUAACUCUUCCCUGUCCACCUCACUGAAUAGUUUUCCAAAGGAUCUGUUAUUGAAGGCAGUUGGGCCACCCCUGCCUGUCCUCACCACACAGAGAUUUGCUCUCUAAGUGACUGGGAGUGUGACCUGGCCCUCUCCUCCAUCAAGAUUCAUGGACUCAGCCCCAGGGUCCACACAUAUCAUUCUAACCUUAGAAAAAUGCCUAAGUGAGGCAAGUCUACAUGCCUGUGCUCCAUGUGUCUAAAGUUGGUGGAUGUAUACAAACUUGCUGAUAUGCUAAAAGUUGAACAGUACUCCUUCCCCUAAAGAAAUGGAAACUCUGUUCUAUUUGUAUGUUACCAAACCUGUUCCUAUAGCCCACAAAAUGCCUAUAUGUUUUCUGGUUCACACUUUUGUAAAUAUCUCAAGGGUGUGAUUUCUGUUUUCACAGCAGAUGCUAAACUACAGCCCCUAUGCUGAAUGGAGUUGGAGUAGAGAUAGAAAAAAGGGUUCUUUCGAAAAUAAUACAGCACUAGUACCGUUAGCACAAAUAGAAAGAUUAAUUUUUUCAAUGAAGACACAGCAUUUUUUGAAUUUUUUUUGUAUAUCACAAUUUCUGGUGUUGAUGAAACAGUAACCAAAAUAAUGGACUGUAUUAGAUCAUAAUGAAACUCAAUUAAAUUGAGAUAUUAAUAGCACAGGGACUAUUCUCUGAUGUGAAUACAAGAAAGUCAUUACCACAUGAAAACUCUUUUAAAUAUCUCUUGAUAUUUAAAAGGAAUUUGUGAAUUCAAAAUCAUUUAGCAGGCUAGAAUAACAAAAAUUAUACAUACCCUAAUCGAGAGGAUAGUAAUGAAUUUGUGCUCAGGGUAAAACUCCUAAUUUUAAGUAACAUACACUGUAAUAUACACAUUACAUAAUUAAAGGUAUCCAAGUCUGUAAAUUUUGAUAAAAAUAUAAUAGGUUGACAGAAUGAAUUCAGGAUUAAAGCAAAACUUAGCAGAUCAGAAAAUAGAAAUAUAAAGGCUGCUGCUUUGAAAAAACUCGACAGAUAAACCAUUAACUAACUUAAUCAAAAAUAAGGGAGAAAAUACAAUUAAAAUAAGAAACAAUAAAUAAAAAGUAAUCAAAGACAAGGCAUUAAAGAAAUGGGAGGUGAAUCCUUGUUAUACUGAAGCAAAUGCACUUGAAAAUAUAAAAGAAAAUAAAAAUCUUCAACAUAAGUAUAAUUUUUCAAACAUUAAUGCAGUAUACAAAGUAAAUCAGAUCAAUUACUAAUGAAACAUAUAAAAUUUCCAGAAAAGUACUUUCUCACCUGCCCAUCAAAAAAGAAAACAGCAUAACAGAGGCAUUUGCUCCAGAAAUUUACUAAAAUCUUUAAAUACAUUUUUUAAGCCUUUCCAGAGAACAGCAGAAGGGACAGAUAUAUAAUUUGCAAAUGACACGUAACAUUUAUAUCAAAAUUUUACCAAUGCAUGAACAAUUAAGGAUGACUAGAGAUCAAUCUCACUUUGGAGAUUGAUGCCAAAAAUUUAAAAUAAAUGUUUUUUUUAAUAUUUAUUUAUUGCAUAAAAGAACUUUGGUGUAGGCCAGAGGUGCGGGGGUGAGAGGAUUCACCAAAGAAUGGAGAGCAGAACAGGUGUAUCUACUGAAAUAUGCUGCUGAGGGGAGCAGCGGGUGUGACAGGAGAGGUCUACUGCACCAUAUGUGGGUCAGCUCCCUGGCCGGGGGUGGAACUCAGGCUGUAGUGGUGAUAGGGCUGAGACUUAACCCCUAGGCCACCAGGGAGCCCCACUAAAAUGAAUGUUAACAAACAAAUAAUACAGAAGAAUAAGACCUCAGCAGGAGUAGGUUAUAUUCCUGGAAAAAGAUGGCACAAUAGAAGAAAUUACUUUAUCUUAAUAGAUUAAGUAAUCAUGUAAACCUCUUCAUAUAUUUGAAAGAAGAAAACUAAAUUCAUGAUCACAAUGAUAAUAAUACUUAUUUACAGGGUAUACAUGUAUAUAUGCAUAUAUAGUUUAUGGGUCCUUAAUUUUUUAAAUGCACACAAAAAUGUAACUAAAGAAAGUGAGAUAAAAGCUGAAAUUAAAUAGUAGAGCUAAUUAAAAUGUUCAAUAUAAAAACUUACUGUAUUUUCUGAAAACAGUUCAUAAGAUAGGUAAAUAAACUAUUAUCUAACUGAGGAAAUGAGAGAGGGAAAAGUGUAUAUACACACCCACCCUCAGUAGGAGGAUUUACAAAUAGAGACUACUGAAUCAUAUAGAAAGCCUGAAAGAAGUGGAUAUAUUGCGGGUAUAUAGAAUUAGUCAAAUAUUGGCUACAAAAUACAUUAAAAUACAACCUACCAUUUAACAUUGACAACAUGAAUUAUUGCAGUUGUAAAUUUUUGGAAGGUGAGAACUUUUAAAAUUUAUUCUCAAUACCUUUCAAUAUAUAUUGCUAACUACAGUGAUCUUGCUGUCCAUGACAUCCCCAGAAUUUAUCUUCUAACAGGGAGUUUAUGCCUUUUGACCACCUUGACUCAUUUCUCCUACUUCCCAGUGGACAUCUCAAAGCUGUUCUCUAUUACCAUUAGUUAAUUUUUUUAAUUCCACAUACAAAUGAGAUCAUACAACUAUAAAGUAUUUGUCUUUCUCUAACUUUGUUCGCUUAGCAUAAUGCCUUCAAAGUCUAUCUGUGUUGUCACAGUGGCAUGAUUUCCUUUUUUAUGGCUGAGUAAUGUUCCACUGUCUAACAUGUAUGUACUGAAAUAUUACCAAGGUAGUCACAUAUGCAGAUGAUUUAAAUUUAAGAAUAGUGAUGUAUAAAUGUAAAAAAUACUAGUAAAUAUCAAAGUAAAAGUAUUUGAAGCAUGUGGAAAAUUAAAAGACCUGUUUUAUGGAGAUAAUUUAAAAUGCAUUGGAAUGAAUUUAAAUCUGAAAAAAAGCUAAUAAAAAGAAACAUUUACAAUUCAAGUGCUUUGAAGAAACAGAAUUUGGUAGGGAAUCUCAACAUUUAGGUACUUGACAAAGUUCUAUUAAAGUACUACUGUGAUGUGCUUGGGACCUGUCACCCUUUUUUAUUUCUACCCUUUGGAAUGGGAAUGUCUCUCCUAUGCCUGUUGCACUAUUGUAUUUUUGGCACACAUAAAUUAAUUGUUUUUAUAGGUCCACAAAUGGAGAGUAAUUUUGCCUAAGAAUGAAUAAUACCUUGAUUUUUAUUCAUUUCUGAUUUAGAUGAUAUUCAGAUGAGACUUUGGACUUUAGACAAUCAAGUUGAUGGAAUGAGUUAAGAUUUUGGGGGCUUUUGGAUAGAAUUAAUAUAUUCUGCAUGUGAGAAUUUUGGGGGCCAGCAGUAGAAUGCUGUCUGCUAAAUAUACCCUCCAAAAUUCAUAUGUUGAAACCCUAGUCCCAAAUGUGAUGGUAUGAGGAGGUGGGGCUUUGUUAGGAAUUUGGUCACGAAGGUGGCGCUGUCAUUGAGAUUAGUGCCUUUAUAAGAAGAGACACAAGAGAAAGUAUUUUUCUCCGCAAUAUGAGAACACAGCUAGAAGGUGCCCAUCUGCAAACCAGGAGGAGAACAUUCAGCAAAUCCACCACCAUGCUGGCAUCCCGAUCAUGGACUUCCAGCCUCCAGAACUGUGAGCUAUAACUGUUGUUUAAGCCACCCUGUACUGUUAUGCAGCCUGAGCAGACUAAAACAAGUAUAAAUAAACCCUGAAGUAAGUAAAUGAAACUGUGCAAGUUCAUAUGAAGGGAAAAAAAUGCCAGUAGAACCUGAACAUUUUAGAAUUGAAAAAAUAACUAUUCACUGACCCCUACCAGAUCCUGAUACAUAGUAAGUACCACAUCAGCAGUAGGAAGAGUGAGGUACUAGCACUUGAACUGAUCAAAAAUAUGUGUUUAAAAAGACCACAGAUACAAAUAGAAGUUGAAUUUAUGAUAAAGAGUGUAACAAAAAUAACAAGUUUGUUCAGUAAAAGUUGGCAAACUCAGAGCCAUCUUGAAAACUAGUGCAUGGGUCCAUUUUUAUGUUUUAUACAAGUAUAAAUUUCAAAUGUAAUUAUGAAGCCAAAAUGUACAGAAACAAUAUUGGCUGGUAUGUUUUUCUUUUGAAGUCUGUAGUCAAAUGUCUUUCUGUGACUUGAGAUUAACUGUCAACUGUAUCAAGUUUAUUAUGUGCCGGGUUGUGUCCUCAGAUUCAUUACCUCAUUUAACCCUUCUCACCAUCACAAGGUGAGUAAUGGUAGUAUUUUUUUAGCUAAAGUUCGUUUACAACACUGUAUUUUAGAAGUACAGGUUUCUACCUCUUCCUUAGAAAAUAAGGCACUUUUAUAUAUUGCUUGUAAGAGUGUAAUUGGUACAUUCUCCAUAGAGGAAAAUUUGAUAGUGCCAAUUAAAUCAUAAACUCACAGAUGUAUAUUCCUUGACCAACCAUUAUUUAUGUAAAUGUGACUUAUAGGCAUAUUCUACACAAAUGGAAUUAUUCAAGUACAGAACUGUAAAUUGCAACCUUUGUUACAGCAGUAAAAGACUGGAAAUAACUAGAAAAUCCAACAGUAAGUGACUGAUUUAAAAAAUGGCAUAGAUGUACAGAGAGGUAUUAUAAAGUCAUCUAAACUUGUAUUAUUUUAAUUGAUUCAUAAUGCUGUAUAUAAUUUAGAGCUAUAGAUUCACACCUCUUCAGAUGAAUGUACUAUACCCAUCACCAGUGCACCCAUAGUUCUCCAACAUAAUCCAUUAGGCCUCCUCCCGCUUUUUGUAUCCACCCCCAUUCUGGCAGCCUCAAUUCUACAGUCAGAUUUCUAGGGUUAGUUUUGGUUCAGUAUUGUCUAUUCCUUUUAAAAAGUAUACACAAAACACAAAAAAGCAUGGGGUAAUCUGUGUGGGCUGAGCUGGAGACAUAGUGAUAAGUAGGAAUUAAAUGGGAAGUGUAUAGAAUUAUAUCACUUGUAUAUAAAAGCAGUAAUAGUUACAUAUAGUAUUUUGUAUAUAUAUAUAUAUAUUUGUUGUCUUACAUGUGCAUGCAAGUCAGCUGGCAAAUCAUUUAUAGGUGAAAGAAUUUGUGUAAAAUAUAUAUGUGAAUGUAUAGAUAUAUAUACACAUAUACACAUGUGUUUAUAUAUUAUAUGUAAGUAAAUAUACAGGAUAAUAUGUAUAGAUAUAUAUGUAAAAUAUAAUAAAUGCAGAGCUGAAAACAAUGUCAGUGCUUAAUACAUUUGAUUUGUUCAUGAGUGUGAGUUGUAUCAAGGAGAGAUGUAGAUGUGAUUGAUUAGACUCCAGUAAUUCAAAUUAAGUGGUUUCAGCCUAAUACAGCACAUUGUCAUCGUAAGGACGGAGGAAAAGCUCUCCACAUGUCAUUGGUAUGGCAACAGAGCUCCUUCUAAUCACUAUGGCAACACAGUUCACUCUCAAUGUGCCCAAAGCUAUAGAUGUAGGUUCACUGAUAAGAUUCAGUAAUGCCUGCUUUUGGCAUGUAAUCUUUCAGUCUGUGGCUCUGAUGCACAGAUCUUUAUAAUCAAUGUUUUGUAUUCUCCUGAGUCCCUCUAAACAAGGUGGUUGUUUUUAAAAUAAUUUGAAAUAAUAACUAAAAGGAGUGGAGGAAGAAUAAAAUGAUUAGAAAGUGGGCAUUUAACAAGCAAGCAAAAGAAAAUAAUUGGAAAUUAAGUAUAGCUAAUUAAUUUUAGAUUUAUUUGUAUCAGGCAUCUAUUCUUAAGGCAAAGGUGAUAUUAGAAAAUGUGGGGAAAUUUCAAUGUGUCAGGAAGUUGAAAGCAUUUUAAAUCUGUAUUCAUGUAAUUAUGCAGUCUCAGAAAAUACAAAGACAAAACAAUAGAACUAGUAAGGGAAAUCCAAGAAACCAUAACUGUAGAUAUUUUAAUCACACCUCAUACAGUUAUUUUAUAAAAAAUAAGGGUAGGCUUGAUUUUAAUAAUGCAGCAGACACUAUUGACUUAAUUGGCAUAUUUAGACUCCUACACUCAUGAAAUGGACAAAAAAUUUCUUCCCAUGGUAUGAAUGGCAGAUAAGAAAAAAAAAGAUGACCUGCUGAAGCUCUACCCCAGAAAGCCUUUGCAUGACCUUCCUCUCUGAUAAAAAUAGAUGUCACUAAGUUUUUACCAUGUACUAAGCCAUGUGCUUUGGAGUCCAUAGGGAUGAUCUAAUUCUCAUAAUGGCACUCAGAGUAGUGUUGUAUUAUUCUUCUAGUAUUCCUAUUAUUCUUCACAGAUCAGAUAAUGAGGCAGGGAAAAGUCAGGUAAUUUGCUCACAGUCAGGCCUACAUCCAGAAAGUUGUGGAGCCAGGAUUUAAAUCUGGUUUGUUUGAUUCUGAAACGCUUGAUUUGAUUGCACCCUCCCUUUCUGCCUACCCUUUUUAUCUAGGAGUUGGGGGGGGGAGGGUAGUGUUUCCUACAAAAAGCUGCUUGGAGAAAAGUACAUAUUCUUACAUUGUAGAUGGACCAGCCAUGAAUAAAGACUGGGGGAUCCUCUCAAUCUUAAAUAUCCUUAAUCUGACACUGAACAAGGGACCAGUUGUUCCACUACUGGAGCCUAGCUCCUUUGAUUUGCACACCAGCAUUGCUUCUUUGUUUCCUGGGAUAAUGGCUUCUUAACUGGUAUUUCUUACUUCUUCCAACAUCAUCUCUAAUAUAGUUAACAAGGGAUGAAGGCUGAUAAUUUGGGUCUCAGGGACCAAGAGAAGUAUAAAUGUGCAAGAAUUUUAUUUCAGAAAAUUUUCAUUAGAGAAAAGAGAGAGGUCCAGAAAGGCAGGUGAUAUAUCAGACCAAGUCUGACUCCAAGCAGUGGAGAGAAACAAGGUAGAAGGAAGCAUCCUGGACUUCCAUUUAGUCUAGCAGGGUCUCAGCAAAACUGACAGUUAGUACUUAAGCUUCCAGCACUGGAAUUGCUUAUCUCAGAGGUAGGCUUGUUGACAAUCAGUCAUUAGCUGAAAGUAGCCCAUGGGAAGGAUGCCUUAAUAUUAAUGUAGGAAGGGAUUUAGAGCAUAGCAUUUGAGGCCCUUGGUCAAUCAAGCUCCCUGUAGUUUAGAAAUAUCCCAGAUGCUUGACCCAUUGAAAGAGCCAGAAGGUCUUGAACAUUCCAUUUGUGCCGCUCUCCAUGGUGCUGGGUAUAGAAUGAGACCUUAACCAUGACCCUACUAUGGAGACACUCAUAUUCUUAAUAGAGCUUUCUUUUAGGACUUUGAUUAGCCAAACGACUAAUAUAAGGCCAGAUGUUUCAUUCUUUGAGACUCUAAUAAUAAAAGCAGCUGCUCAAAAAUAAGGGCAGUGUAGCAGACUAGGGCAAUUGGGACAGAUCUCCGAAAGAAGAGGAACUUGAGCUGGCUCUAGACAGUGUGUAGAUUUGCUCCUAAGUUUUAAUCCUCACAACUGGAAGUAUCAUUUUCUGCUGCUGACAUACUGUGUGUGUGUGUGUGUGUGUGCGCGUGCACGUGCCAUUUAUCCACAUUGGUACAAGAAAAAGCAGAAGUAACACUAGACUGUGCUUGGAAAUGGUGAAGUCAUUUUAGGGUUAGAGACAUGGAAAAUUGGAAGGUAACACCAUCUCUUUGUUGUACUAAUGGGCAAGUUUACUUAAAGUGUCUUAGAGCUCAGUGUACUCAUCUGAGAAAAUAGAAAUAUUUCAUUCACAGGGUUGUUGAUGUGAAAUUGACAUGAAGAGAAAUAGUAAAAUCUAGAUCAAGUAUAACGGAAGGAUUAUUGAAUGAUUUUGGGUCCUCUUAUAAGCAUGAUGCCAAUACUGAAGGAUCUAUGCUCCACCAAUAUUUUUUAAACAUUUAUUUAUGCAUACAAGAGCUGGGGUACAGGCCAGAGAUGUGGGGGGGGUGAGAGGAUUCACCAGACAGAGUGGGGAACAGAACAGGCAGAUUGACCAAAGUACACUGCUGAGGGGAGCAGUGGGCGAGAUAGGAGAGGUCUGCUGCACCAUGUGGGUUGCUCCCUGGCCAGCUGGGGAUCAAACUCGUGCUGCAGAGGCUGCAGAUUGCUUCAUAGUGUGGUGCUUAACUCCUUGCGCCACCAGGGAGGCCCUCCACCAAUAUUUUUUUAGGUGAACUUUAUGAACUUAUUGCCCCUGCAUCAAUAAUGACUUAGGCAAGAGGCAUAUUAGCCCAAUUGCCCCAAAUUUUAAAGAGACAGGAAUUUCUAUACAAUUAAUUUCAAUUAAGAACAUGAAUAUUGGAACUGUUUAUUGCAAAUCUUAUCAAAUUACUUUACAUUUUCUAAAAAAAAAUAAAAAUCUGUGUUAUUUGUGACACUUAAGUAAACAAGUCAAGACAUGACAAAAUAAUACUUUUGGAAAAAUAGACAAAUGAACAGUGUAUGAAUACACUCAUAAAAUGUUAAAGAAAAGGUAAACCUAAUUUAUUGUGAUGAGAUAGUAGUCAGAAUCUUGGUAACAGUGGGGAUAUAUUGGCAGAAGGGGGCAUGACAGAAUAUGCUUGGAUGAUGGAAAUGUUCCUACCUUGUGUGGGUGUUCGUUGCAUAGUUCUGGAAUCAAUCAUAUGCUGGAAUUGAUUCUGAUGACUCACAAGAGACAAGUGCACUUUUCUUCCCAACUCCACAUUCAAUAAGAUACUGACUUAAAUUUGGACAUAGUAAGAGUAUUUGCACCAAAAACAGUACAAAUUAGUGUUUUUUAUUCAGAGAGCAGGAUUAGCAGCACAUCACUGCACAGAUCUAUCUGUCAAGUAUCUCAUCAAAUUGAUGUAGUGUUAAAGUCUAGAUACUUUUCAUUAAUUUUAAUAAAAAUAAGGAGAAACUGUUUUCCACCUAAACCACAGUCCGUUUUGACCUUAUUAGACAUCAGAAUCCAAGUCACUGUAACAGGCAAAUCAUCUAAACCCCCAAAAGAGAGCCCUUUCACCUAUAGGUCAUUGUCGAUAAAAGUCAAAGGUGAUAAACCAUUUGGAUGUAACAAUUGAGACCAUUUACCUCGAAUGGAUUCCUCGGGUGGUGGCCCUGCUGGCUUUUUCUUUCCCCUUUUAGGCAUGGACGUACUAGCAUGAUACCACAUCACUUGCUCAAACCCAACCUCUUGGCCUUCCUGGUGGGACCUGCCAAAUGGAUUCCAGUGGUACUUUCUUCCAUCAAGAUGGAAAUGGAAAUCACUGCCCCAGACAAGUUUGUGACAAGUUUGGAUACCUGAAACAGAAAUAAACUCUCAGCUUGGAGCCACAUUCAGAGAUGCCAGCAUGGCAAGAAAUCUACAAGUCAUGGUGUUGUCUGAAGAUAAAGGAGAAUUUUCCUGGUGUUUUCCUGCUGACCCAUCCUAAACCAAGAGGCCUGUCAGACUUACUUCAAGCUUCACUCCUUGAAGUCAGAGUUUUGGCUGUUUCUUCAAAUUGACUACUUGGUGUUGGGAGAAAAUAACUUACUUUAGCACUCCAGUUCUUGACCAUGAAGAAUCACAUCAGGACUUCAAUAUCAUUCAGAAAUCCUGAACUUAGAACAGAUUCACUAUCUAGAUGAAUUUUGGGUUGUCUCUUUUAACCACAAGAGUGUGUUCAACAUGUGAAAAGAAGAGUAAAGUGAAUACUUGAUGAAUACAAAGACUAAUUUGGAAGAGAACAUGUAUCUUCAUCAAGUCUUAUUUUCCCUGGACUCACAGUUGACUUAUAUACCCGCUCACAGUUGUAGUUAAUUGAGGCCAUGUGAUUGAAUUCCAGCUAAUGGAGUGUAGGCAGAAAUAAGAACCAUCACAUCCGCCCUGUAAAAGCCUCUGCCAUGACCCUCCAUGCUGUUCUCCUUCCUCUAGCAGGGAUGGAUUCUGAGAAGCAAAAGAAGAGCUCAGUUGCCUGAGUCUUUAAAGCAGAGGUUCUCAAUUAUUUUAAUACUGAACUUUGAAUAAUCAAGAAUAAUGUGAUAUGGUAUAUGAGAUCACAUGUCAUGGCAUGACUUAACAGAAAAUAUAUGUAACAAUAUACAACUAAGCCACUGAGAUUUGGUGAUUCUUGGUCAAUGCAGAUAGUGCUCAUUUUUCUGAGUAACCGGGAAGAGGUAUGUCUCCUUGGACAUGGUAUUUGAUCUGCAGCCACCCAUAGUUUUAGAGGGAAAACUUCUAUGUAUGUAUCUGGGAACUACUCAUUCAAGCAGAGAGAACAACACAUACAAAAACCAUAGUCUGGGAGCAUGUAUUUAAGAGUCAGACAGAAACUAGUAUGAUUCAUUUCUAGUGAACGAGGAGGAAAGAUAGAGGAAAUGAAGGUUGAAAAGGUAGACAGAGGUUAGACCAUACAGGGCUGUAGAAGCAGUGGUGGAGAGUUUAAAUUUCACUCUAGUUGUGAUGGAAAAUCAUUGGGAAAUUUGAAGCAGGGAAAAGACAUGGCCUUAUUAUGACAUAGGCUUUUAAACAAUAAUCUGGGCUACUCUUUAUAAGGCUCAAGAGAGGAAUCAGAGAGAAAAGUUAGGAAAUAGUGACAAUCUUCCAGGCAAAACAAUUUUUAGUGGAAAUGGAUGUAUUUCACUGAGUCUAGUGAAUAAGUCUAGGGAAAUCUAUGGGUCACACAUUCAUUUAAUAAUUUCAUGUAAAUACAUAGUGCAAAUUAUCCAUCAACAAAAUAUAGGCGUCCUGAUUUCUUUUAAAUGUUCGGAGCGCUUGCAGGUAGACUGCAGCAAGCACUGAUUUUCAGCUUCCUGGAAUCCUUACUGUGCGUUUCAGUGACUCAAAUUCUUCCCAGUAACGGCAAAUACAAUAAGCUGUUGGUUUACCCAGUGGCCACCAGCUGGCGCCAAUAGACAGAACGAAGUCAGGGCAGUUGAACAGACCUAAUGAAUCCCACCGAAGAUCUGACAUGUAAAAAUCCUUUGUUGUCCUUUACUGGGAACAGAAAACAGUCCCCAACAACAUGAUGCACAAUUAACAGGUUCACAGCCUAAGAGGGUUUGCUGUAGAAUGCUUCAGAAAUGGAAUGAAAUAAGGUCUUCCUGAAAUGGGAGAGGGCACAUUUUAGAGUGAAGAAUAGUGAUGUGCACAGGUGAAAAAAUGCUUACUCUUACAUUUGGGCUUCAGCCAGACAGUUAUGUAGACCUCAUUUCCCUGUUUUUCGUGAGAUAAAGGGAAUGAUGAAAAAAAAACCACACAUAACUAGGGCUUGCUGAAGCCAUCCAUAAGACCUGUAAAAUCUUUUGUGAGAUGUUAUUUUGCAUACUGACUCCUUGUGCUAUUUAUUUUCUACUUGUUGAGUUGUAAAAAGAUCUUUGCAUAUUCUGGAUGCAAUUCAUUUAUCAGAUAUGUGAGGUCUGUACAUUCAUAAAGAGCAGACAGAUCAAUGGAACAGAACAGAGAACUCAGAAAUACUACCACAAAUAUAAUCAAUUGAUUUUUGACAAAGGUACAAGAGCAAUUCUAUGGAGAAAGAAUAAUCCUUUCAAAAAGAAAUAAAUGGAACUCCAUAUGCGAAAAGUGAACUUUUACACUGACCUUCCACAAAAGUUAACUCAAAAUAUACCACAAAACUAAAUAUAAAAUGCAAAAUGGUAAAACUUUUCCGUAAAAAAACACAAUUUGUGUGUCCUUGUUUAUGGCUGCUUAGAUGCAACAAAAUGCAUACUUUGUGAAAUUAAAAAUUGAGGAAUUAUAUUUUAUUAAAAUCUUUUUCUCUGUGAGUCACUGCUGAUGGAGUGAAGGCUAAUCACAGCCCCAGAGAGUACAUUUGUAUCUCAUACAUUGUCUCAAGCUGAAUCCACUCUGAACAAAGGACCUCAGAGAAGUCUCAUUGGGAGACUGAUUGGCAGUUAGCAAAGCCAAGUCAUUAGCCCUGAAAAGUGCUCCUCACUGAAGCUAGCAGCUGACUUCUGCAGCGCCACCAAACAGAACAGGUGGAAGCUGACACUGAAGGAGGCUCCCCUCAGCUUCCAUCUCUUAAACAGAAAGGGGCAGAUAGAACUUUCAGAAUCUAUAAGAAUUAGAGGAACGGCCUAGUACAUAUAGAACCCUUUUUUUUUUUUUUUUUGAUCCACAAUGGAAUCCUCUGAAAGAUCUGGAAGAAAUUGCUUACACUCAGGAAAAACGUUUGGACUCUAAAGAAAUAGAUCCAUUCUAGGUUUUCUUUCCUAGAGAUAGGCUCCAGAGAAGCAAAACCUAUGAUCCUAAACAUUUCUUUCCCAUGUGCAUAUUACUUCCUGGGUCAGGGAUAAGAGAAGGCAGGAGGGUCUUGUGUUAGUGGCAGGGGCUUCCCGUUUGGACCCACCCUUGUGACCAUGUCUGGGUUCUCAGUACAGACUGGAGGAGUUCCUCCAAUCAUCCAGCAGAGGGACCCCUGCCUUCAUUUCUACUAAAGCCAUUUUUUGGUUAACCCGUCAGGAUGAGCAAAGUGAAGUGACCGAGGAUGGCAUGUAGCCGAGAAAAGCUGGGAAAUACUAAAUGCUUUAAACUGAGUGAAAUACUGUGAAAUGUUCUCGCUGUUGGGAUUAUGGGGGAUUUAUGUAUCCAACUAGGUCUCCUCCGCUUUAGGAAGCAGAUUUCCUGAUGCAGGAGUCUUUGUCUUUUCAUUCUCACAUAAGAAAAUUUUAGGUAAUACAGUAUUAAAAAUUUUAAGCAUCUUGAAGAUGCAGUUGGCAGAGUUUAUUUCAGGCAAUUUGUAGUAAUUUCUACUGUCAUCAGAAGUUUUUCAAGGUGCCAUUUCAUAAUGAUUUUAUUUACAUUGGAUGUUCUGUGGGGUUGAAUUUUAUUCUAUGCCAUUUUAAUAAAUACACUAGAAUUGCAGUGUAAUGUUUCUGUCUUUAAAUGUUAGUGAGGUGGACGUUUUCAACUUUAUUUGUUAAUAGUAUUUUUUGGUUAAAUAACUUAUGGUAAAUUUAUUUACUGUCCUCUUGGGCAUAAGGGAAAUAAUGUUUGAAAAUUAUUCAGUGAUGUGUGUGCUAUAAUAUACAUAUGUAUAAGCUAUAACUGCUAUUAUGCUAUGUUAUUAGCAUCUUUUUUAUCACCUGAUACUAUUUGCCCAUUUAGUUACAAGGGGUUUUAUUAUUGCCAUUUCUAAUGAAGAAGUUUUGUGCUAUAUUUAUCUAUAUUUUAACAUUUUUCAAAUAAACGACUUUGAAUGUGUUCCCAAUGCUUCUUACCCUCUACCUUCAUAUUUUUUCUGGAUUUUUUCUGUCCUCUGAUUUCAUACCAGUUUUCUUAAGGUUUUCCAUUGGCUAACUAACUUAGUUUACUUUUAUGUAGUUAAAAUUCAUUAUUGUUGUAAAUUAUCUCUCGCUUCAAUUGAAUCCAAUAAAGCCCUUGGAAUUAUUUGUUUUAUAUCAGACAUGAGAUAAAUGAGACAGAGGACUGUAAGCAAGAAGUAAGCCUUUCUACCAUGGAAUGGAGUCACACCUUAGGUAUAGCACAAGAGGCUUAUGAAGCUACUUUGAAAAUUGCACUCACUCUGCAAAGAGCAACUUGCUCAAGCACCACAUGAGUAAGUGAUUCAGAAAAAAUAAUAGUGAGAGUAAUAAAUGACCUAAAAGUAAAA
This is a messenger RNA of Talpa occidentalis (Iberian mole), 18444 nucleotides long. It is a transcript of the gene MKRN3, whose product is annotated as makorin ring finger protein 3. The record is from RefSeq and is a predicted model, not a curated record. Gene Ontology annotation, molecular function: ubiquitin protein ligase activity; metal ion binding. Gene Ontology annotation, biological process: protein polyubiquitination. The transcript has 5 exons. The coding region runs from base 1 to 1227 and encodes 408 amino acids. Lineage: Eukaryota; Metazoa; Chordata; Mammalia; Eulipotyphla; Talpidae.